Spirodela intermedia is the source of this 10204-nucleotide messenger RNA. NCBI's taxonomy places the organism in Eukaryota, Viridiplantae, Streptophyta, Magnoliopsida, Alismatales, Araceae. The record is from the annotation of a GenBank genome assembly.
AUGGCGGAGGUCGGGGGCCCGCCGCAGGACCCCCCGACGACGGCACCGGCGGGAGCUGUGGCCAACGCGGGAGGGGAGACAAUCCUCGCGACGCUCAGCCACGGCGGCCGCUUCAUCCAGUACAACAUCUUCGGCAACAUAUUCGAGGUCACCGCCAAGUACAAGCCCCCGAUCAUGCCCAUCGGGAAGGGCGCCUACGGGCUCGUUUGGUAUCUGAUGCUGUCCACCCUGGCCUGGUUCUGAUUUGCUCCUCGCUCCUACGCCUUUGCUGAUUGGGGAGUGACCUGCUUUUUCCAGCUCGGCUUUAAAUUCAGAAACGGGUGAGCAAGUUGCGAUCAAGAAGAUUGCGAAUGCAUUCGACAACAAGAUCGACGCCAAGAGGACUCUUCGUGAAAUAAAGCUACUUCGGCAUAUGGAUCAUGAAAACGUCAGUGCGCACGGGGACAUAUCUGUGCCUAACCUAUCGAAUUCCUUGUUAUUAUUUCGGGAUCUUCUUUUUUUCCCGUGAAUUGUACAAUAUCUUGCUUGCAUUUCUAAUCUAGUGAAGACUGGACCACCUUGUAGCGCUGAAACAUUCCUGAUUCAUCCUAGUCUAGUGGCAUUGAUGUCGAUGUCAGUUGAAAAAAAUAGAGUCAGCCCAGGUUAAUGCAGUCAGAUAGAUGUGAUGAAGCCUCAAGGAAGGGACGAGAUAAGAAGGAAGCACAGGUUGGUAUUGACUGAAGUUUGCAGGUGGGAGAGGUAUAGUGGCGAACGGUUGGUGCCCAAUGUUAAAAUGCUUACUAGAGAUUGCUUAUCUACGUGAAAGGGGGGCUGGGAAAUAAUUUUAGACUUUCUCAUGAGAUGGCAGAUGAGAAAUAGUUUUAUUUACCCCAAAAGUAACAGACUGAUUCAUUUACAUUGGGAUUUUUUUGUGUUUUAUCUAAUCUGAGGCUCAUAUGUGAAGAAAAUGUGAAGUAAGAUUGACUGAAUCAAUAAAUCCUUCGUUUGUGCUGUAAAGUUGAAGAGCAUCUGGAUAUUGUCUUGGUGUUGUAGAUUGUAUGGUUGGUGCAUAUAAGAAAGGUGGCGUGAUGGUCAGAAGAUUUCGCUAGACAGUUGGUAAAUUGGUGAAUUCCAACAUGGUUUAUGGAAGAUGAGCUCCAAAUAUUUCAUGAUUACAAUAGUGAUUAGACAUCAGUUUUGUACUUGGGAUACCUGUGUAACCAACAAAGAUUGUCGAAGUGACUAGUUCCUGAGUCCUUUGCCUUUAGAAGAGCUGUCUUCAUGUGAUUUGAACAUUGGUGAUGGUGACUUAGAUGUCUUAUCACAGCCAGGAUGGCCAUUAUGAUUUGAAAUCCUGAUAAUCCUUGGAUUCAUUUUUGUGGGUGAUCCAUUAAUGUGACGUACUCUGUUAAGUUUCCUUUCGAUAUGGCUGAUGGCUUGAGGUAAUGACAUUGCAUGUGACUGGUGGUAAUAAUUAUGCGACACAUCAGGUCAACGCCUGGGGAACAUAUUUACUGCACUUUGAUAUCAUCUUUCUACAACCUGUUUGAACUUGUAUCUUUAAAUUUCCUUCAGUAAUGAGGUUGCGACAUUUCAUUUUUUUGAUAGAAGCGCUAUAGGACUAGCGUCUAUCAAGGUGUUAGAUAAUUUGUCUUAAGCAGUGUAGAAAUGAAACAUUAAAGGUGGUAGGAAGUGUUUACAUGAACUAUUUAUCUUACGAAAUUGAUAAGCCAUAGUUAUCAACAGAAUUUUGAGGACAUUUCACCCUCUGAUUUCUCGUUUGUAUUCUCAACGACAUUUUAUUUAUACUUUGGCAUUCCACAUUAUGCUGCACGAUUUCCUUGUUUCUUGGUUCAUUAGUAAGACAAUUUUCACGUACCAUUAAUCAUGUUUUUAGUCUUCUCCUUAAAUCUGACAUUAGGAUGAUAGGGUGGCGCCCAAGUAAUCAGACGCCCCAAGUAAUCAAACUUCUAUGUUCCUUCUUAUUUCUCUUUCCACAUUAUGGAGAAACUUGUAAAAUAUUAAAAAAAGAGGGUGCUUUUGUCCUUUGUAACUACUUGCGUGUUUAGUAUGUCCAUCAGAUAACACAUUGACACUCUUCCCCUUUCAGACAUGUUCGUUUCUGCACAGUACACUAUGUAUGACGCUUGGUCUACGUUUAAGGGCAUUUCAAAGAUUAAUGCACUCUUCACGGGUAGCAAGAGAUACCAUUUAAAGUCACAUUUACCCAGUUCAACGUAUUAUUUUGGGUAAUCUUGCAAUUAGUCAAUCAUGGUCUAGAACAUUGUAUGCUCAAGACUAAAUUAGUCGUUGAUUCAGAGCAAGGAUCAUGCAUACCCCUGUUCAUAUAAGUGCUCAGCCCUGCUCGGAUUUGCAUGGUGACUUGCAGCAUUGAACUUAUUCUUGUUACACAAUUUGUGAAUUGAUUCCACAAGUUCAGGGCCUUUGUUUCUUAUUUCUGAUAACUUUCAUCCACAACUUUUCUUCAUAAAUUCAUUCAGUACUCUGCUUAGCUUCUGUGGUAUUGUACUGCUGCUGAUACUACGAUUUUUGCUAAGUCGUCGUGAGCUCUUGAAGAAUAAUUUUGAAAUAUCUGCAAAAAAGAAAUAAUUCUACAAAUACAAAAAUCAGUUUGUGCCCACGAUUAAAGGAGUUUAUAUUGGCCGAGAUUGAUUUAAUAAAUGUUUUAGCAUUGUCUAUCACACUGUAAUUGUGAUCCCCUUAUGGACUAAUUUCAGCAUUGAAACCACCUGUUUAUACACUGUCAUCUAGACUUAGAUGUCCAUUGAAAUCACCAUCAAUCAAACUCCUCUCGGUUUUAGCUGCAUUUAUUUAUCUAUGCCCUCUUAAAUAUGUCAUUAAACCCCUAAAAUAUAAUUUAGGUUCAUAAUUACCUACUACUCUAAGUAAAAUUAUUUUCUCCUUAUUCUAAUUUUAUGUCCAUAAUCCUCUAGAUGAAACAAUGAUUCACUCGUCUCAUUUGAAUAUAAAUUUGUCUCUGGGCCAAUUCCUAAUUUAUGUGGUAAAGUCUGUAUCCAUGCCCAAUCCAUUUGUUCUGAUCCUCAGCUUAGUUUGCUUCUCGAAGACCUGAUGCAUUUGCUUUGAAUCUUCUCAAUUUUUUUGCUACCUUCUUCUUGUUUCCUUAAGGUCCCGAUUCCGUUACCAAGGAAAUAGAAGUUGCUCUGUUGCCUUUCUCGCUUCUCUUGAGAGCUGCUGACGAUUGAAGUAUCAGAACCGAGCUUCGUUUUAGUAUUUUGUUUACCAGGAAAUGGCCUAAGAAAUUCAUGCUUCUCAUGUCAUUGGGGUCGUUACGUAGUACAUAUUGUUGAGGGGAUACCUCAACAUGAUGUGAAUGAUGAGGUAAUUCAUGUUCUAUGUGAGGGAAUAUGAUAGAAUCUUUCAGAACUCAAUGCCCUUCUUUAAAAUAAUUCUUUCUCUGGUCAGGAUUUGAAGCAAGUUGAAAAUUGUCAAUAAAUAUAAAAUUCACGUAAAUAGCUAUCAUAAAAAAAUUCUACUGUUGUUGUUUUCAAUUUAAUGAGGUUAUGAAAAGAGUAAAGCAAAAGGGUUCUGUCAUUGGCUACUUUAUCCUUUUCAACUCAGCGCUAUGUGUGAAUCUAAUAUUAAAUUCCAGAUUCAUUAUUUUUGUUCUUAAAAUAAUGACACAGAUCCUUUCCUUUUAACAGCGCUUCUAGCUAAAGAACAUUUGCUGCUAAGAUGUUUUCUUCUUUCUUUGAGAGACCGGAGAUUAGUCCAUACUACUGUUAUUUUUGCAAUUAUAGGAGCUUAUCUGUAGCAAUAAGACAUCACAACGUGCAGUUAAGUCAUCCUGCAUCAAAGGAACUGUUGUUUAGAUCAUUGACUUAGUCUUGUGGUACAAAUGUGUACUACUAUAAAUUUUGACUGUUUUUCUGCUGGCAUUAUUUCUCCUGUACCACAGGUUGUGGCCAUCAGAGACAUAAUACCACCUCCAGCUCGGGAGACAUUUAAUGAUGUAUACAUUGCAUAUGAGUUGAUGGACACUGAUCUGCAUCAAAUAAUUCGUUCAAAUCAAGCACUAUCUGAAGAGCACUGCCAGGUAGAUAUUUGGAAUGUGAUAACAAAUGGCUAUCAUUAAAUAUGAUUGUAUAGCUUACGCUCAUCUCCUGUAUUCCACAACCUCUUUUCAGCACAUUAUCUAGAUUUUAGCCAUGGCUUAAGGAAAUUUUGAACAGGAAUAAAAAAAUGCUGAUGCUCUUGCUCAACAGUUUGUUAUUCUUGGAAUAAUUUUUAUAUUAGAUUUCUGAUUCUGAUUCUAGAAAAUGUAUCCGUAAAUAUUACCAUUGUGGUUCAAACUUUUUAUUUGAAUUUUCUUCUCUGAUUGUGUAGUGAAUGCAUAGUGAGUGCCAAUGGCCAAAAAGGAAAAAUCUCAAGAAGAUGAGUUAAAUAGGCGAUGCUGUUGUGGGAAACAUUAUGAACACAUGGCUUCUGGGACGAUUGAUUAGAAUGAAAUGUUGUGUUACUGUCAGAAAAUUUUCAGUGUCUGGCAUAAUUUUUUUAAAAUAUAGAAAUUAUUUUUGAAAAUAUAAAAAAGAAAUAUUGGGCAACUUUGUGCUGUGAUUGACUUCCCUGAUGAACAAGUUUGUUCAUGAUUGCCCCUUCUCCUUUUCAGAUUUGAAUCAAUGACUGCCUUCAGAAUCUUUCCAGAAAUCGUACUAUCUCCUACUCUGACUCCAAAGUUUGCUGUUCCUGCAUAAAUUUUCUCCCUGAAGGAUAGUGUCAUACGACCACACAGUCACUGGUGGUGUUUGGAUAUAAGUGGGAUGGCCUAUUAUAGAUAAAUUUCUACCUUUUCUCACUGCUCAUCUAAUAUAAAUCUGUGAUUGGAUGGUUCUACCAUUUUUAUCCCAAUGUUUUAGGUUACUGGUUCCAUCAAGCUUGUAUUUUUUUUGUAGGUGUAGGUUCUACGACUUUAGUGUUGAAACAGGGUUGUAUACAACUUAAGCAUUGAUAUCAUUGUUCUUUUCAUUUAUAAAAUUUGACGUCAAGAAUCAAUCAUUGGAACGUAUGGUUACUGAAGUUCUACGAUGGGACCCCACAUUAACCAUUGGAUAAGUAUUUGCUUGAGUGGCUGGAUUUGUUCUUAUGUUCUUGGUAGAAUUCCACUGAUGAGAUUCACCAGCAGAUCUGAUUCAGAGGAUUAGCUUUCCUUAUUAGUCUUGAUUAGGAAACAGGGAAUGAUUUUCUGUUGGCUUCUUUUGAAUAUAGUUGGGUUCGGGUUACCAUCACACUGGAGAAUAGCAGCUAACAUUUAACAUAUUAUGUAUGGUUUGCAUUCUUCUGACAAGAAUAAAGCAGAACUAACUUGGAAACAACCCUCCAAGAAGGACUUGACUAAAAAAGGCUCAUUUAAUGUAUGUGUGAAAGCUGAAGUUCAACUCUUAUUUGACAUAUUUUUUCUAUACCUACGUUUUUCGUCAGUUUCCCAUACAAUGGAGAUGUAUUGAGAAGUAUUUCCAAUGAGCUUAAUUAUUGAUGUUUAAUAAUGCGAGGUAUGUUCAAAAAGUACUUUAAUGCCCUGUUAAUAGGUACUUUAAUCAUGCGAAGUAUUUUUAAAAUUUUGCGAAAUUUUCAUCUUGAACUUUUUUUCUUAUAGAAUCAAUACCCUGUUGAUAGGUCCCUUGUCUCCUAGCGCUAUAUGAGUAAUAUUUUUCUUUUUGGCCAUAUCAUAAAAAAUAGAAUCAUCAGUUGCGACUGUCACGAGUUGUUUUAACUGUUUUGACCAAUGAAACGCCUAUGGUUUGAUAUAUAAUUAAUUCUUCAUCCCUUUUUAUAGAGAGACGAACCAGUUCAAUAAUAGGCAACCCCUUUCAUCAACUCCGUAAACGAUUGAUGCUUUUGAGUCAACAUUACAUGUAGACACAUCACUCCUCUUUAAGAGGAGGAUGAGUACUUCUACACCCACAUACAUGCGAAGUUGGAACGUAAAGGUGCACAAGUAGGGAUUAUUGCGCCAAAAUUAAAAUCGCACAACAAGAGUGGGACCUUCAUCUGAGGAUAUGUCCAAACAUCUUCCACGCUCUGCAAUGCAAGGCCACUAUUAGUAGCAAAGAAGCCAAAGGGCUGAUACUUGGCUCUGCCAGUGCAGCAGAAUCCAAAUGAAGUUUCACUGAUGUAGUGCAACUUUAUCUUUAAAGUCACACUUUUGUGGUGCAACUUCAAGUGCCGUGCAGUGGUUCAGAUGGCAUUUGCUCUUCUAGAUUCUAAGUUCAAAUUUGUGCAUGUGCAGAAAAUGCUUUUUUAGAAGUUGCAUUUCACACGUGCGAUUUCAGAUGACGUGUUCAAAAAACUUGUCACACAGACUGCUUGUGUGGGCUGACAUCCAUGCAGGAGAGUGUUGACUGGUCAAAAUUAUGCUUUUUCCCAGAUGAAUGUUAGGCAUACUAUUUUUCAAAACGUGUUAUUUUACGAUAAUGGGUACAAUAAUUUAUUCUUUUUUGGUCGAUUUAUUUUGAUAAGGCAAUAGUAUAGCUUAUAAAUAUUAUCAUUUUAGGAUUCACUUGUAAACGUGUUCUCCAAUGAAGAACGUAAAUUGGGUUCAAGACUGCCUAUUUCUAUGUAUGUUAUUGUUCCAUUUUGAUCUCUCCUUUGGUCAAUUCAAUGAAAUAAUGAACCUAUGUAUUGAUAUGCAGCUUUAAUCGUAGCUAAAUGUUAAUGUCCAUUAAGGUUGGAAGUAGAAUAUAGUCGUAGAGGCUAUCAGCAUCACGUUCAUAUAUAUUUACUUUUUGUGAAAAUGGAAGUAUUCUUGAAGCUGAAUCAAUGACCACAACCGCCUGUCUUUUGGUUCAUAAGCUUAAUUUCGACUUUAAAUUUGCAUGGGCUCUUAUGUGUUAGCUCAAAGAUCAUUAUGUUCACAUUUUAUAAUAUUUGGAAUGAUGGAAAAAAAAGAAAAUUUUAUUAGGAUCUGAUAUCACAGGAAAAGUUUUUCUUUUCUGGUAGCUGAUGAUUUUCUCUGAUCAUCUGGUGGAGAUUUAAAGCCGAGUGUGAUUACAGGCACAAAAGAUAGGAAUUUGACCGAAUUUGAACAAAUAUGGAGCUCCCCUUAUUGCUAACGUGGAACUUCUAUCGUGAGAAUUAUUUGGAAGUUAUUUAAAUCCCACGUUGAACCACAUAGAUUGCGAUUAUUGUCUUUUCGUCGAAUUUUUUGCUCUUUUUUACCAUAAGAUUUUAAUGGUAUCUAGAGUUUCUCGGUGCUAUCACAUUCUUAUUGCAGAUUGAUGAUUGAGGCCAUUGAUUUUAGAAUGGUUCUUUGUUCUGAACUGCACUUUUGGCUGGUAUUAUACACCAGCGACUCUAGUAUCCUAUGGCCAUUUCAGUGCGUUUUGCAAAAAAACGUAAAAAUUUAGAUGGAAAAGGUUACCUUGUUGGGGACAGGUGACAGAUAUGGUGCAUUUUAUCCUUUUUCUUUAAGUUUUACUCUUCAUCAUCAUUUAAUCAGCCACUAAUCAAGAAGUGAAACGGGAAAUUAAAAAAAAAUCCUUGAAUGAAAUUUAAACAACAGCCUUAACUUUCAAAUUACGCUUUAACAAAACAGCCCCCAGUUUGAUGUGAUCUGGCCCCCAGGAGUUGGCUUAAAGUGGCAUUACAGAUCUGUAACAUUCGAAGUUGUCAGGAAAACUAAUGAAUGAUGUUUAGAACUUCAAACAGAAAUAGUCCUUGUUUUAUCUCAAUAUCUCACCGAUCCAGUGAAGUGUCCUCAAAGACAGUGUGACAGAAAAAUAUUUGAAAUGCUUAGAUGUGAUCGGAAAACCUUGUGAGACAAGUUAUUUGGUUUAGUGCUGAUGUAUCAAAUCAGAAUAAUGAUUUGUUGUGUAGUAUGGCUUAUUCAAGAGGUUUGUUCCAAAGCGUGGGGGGAAUAGGGCUAGAGAUUAAUUGAUGGCAUGCUGUCAACGACCUCGGAAGAACUGAAAGCUACGUAGUCGGCUAAACUUGCCUGAGCCUCCUUGAUUACUUUUCAAUCUCGUAAUGGAUGUAAGUUUACGCCUCAGCUGUGUGCUCGAGCAGUUGGACUAAUAUCUUCAAUUCUCAAUGUGAAAUUGCUUAUACGGCAGCAGAUGUAGAAAUGAUUGCAUGAUUCGUUGGCUGAGUGUGUAAGUAAUUUAUAGAAGAAAUUGUCCUAUAUAUGAACAGUAAUUAAUGAGUUACACUGCUUCUAUUGAUUGCUGCAUGUUUGUCUCUUUUGAGACUAGCUCUAGGUUACUUGAAAUCCUAUAUCCAUCACUAUUUUCCACCGGAUGUUCUAUGUCUUCUUUAGAUCCUGGCACGUUCGGGAUGGGCAUCUGUAACCUUUAGCCUCUGUUUUGCAGUAUUUCCUGUACCAGAUCCUCCGAGGAUUGAAAUACAUACACUCAGCCAAGGUUCUCCACAGGGACCUAAAACCAAGCAACCUUCUUCUAAAUGCCAACUGUGAUCUGAAGAUAUGUGAUUUUGGGCUUGCUCGGACAACUUCUGAAACUGAUUUCAUGACAGAGUAUGUUGUUACAAGGUGGUAUAGAGCACCAGAAUUGUUGUUGAAUUCUUCAGAAUACACGGCGGCCAUUGAUGUUUGGUCUGUGGGUUGCAUAUUUAUGGAGUUGAUGGAACGAAAACCAUUGUUCCCGGGGAGAGAUCAUGUACAUCAACUUCGCUUACUAAUGGAGGUAAAAUCAUGGUCCCUAAAAAGUGCUUCUUCUGAGUUGAUUCUCGACUAAUAUUAAAAAUUAAAUUUAAAAAAAAAAGGAAUUGCAUUUUUUUCGAUUUUUUUUUUUUACCAAUUCUCACAUCAGAAAUGUCUCUUGAUGAUAUUCUAUGUUCUUGCGGUUGCUAGUUACAUCACCAUGUUCUUGUCAUCACCUGUUGAUUUAAGGUCUGUGCUCUGCUCUAAAGCAGCAGCCCAGCUUGCCUAUCGUCGUGGUAUGAUGACAUUUAGACGAGCAAUAUGUCAUAAGUAGGUUAUUUAGCAGCAAUACAUCACCAUGUUCUCAUUACCAGACAACCUCGGCUAAGUCUACUGACCUUCUUGGCACUUCACUGGAUAUUUCUUUGUGGCACUAAAUCAUUAUUCAAUCCAAUCGCGGUAAACCUCUUCAGUAGCCUAGUUUUUUUUUUUUAUUAUUUUAUUUUAUUUUAUUUUAUUUGAGCAACUGUAACUGAGGAGUGUGAUAUACUUUUCAAGGUGUAUUUUGACGAUCUCACUCAACUCAUCUGAACCCAAAACCCAAUAAAGUUUGUACAUCACUAUAAAUCAUAUGAGCAUAUUAUCACACAUCAAGAUGGGCAUAACACCCCCGCCCGCCCCCUUUUACCUGCCUUUUCCGGGCGUAUUUCUUAGUGUCGUUAGUGCUAUAGAAAGAGUGUCAUUAAGAGCAUAACCCAGAAGAACCCUGCAGUUAAUUGGUACUCCGAAUGAAAAUGAUCUGGGAUGUGUGAAUGAAAACGCAAGGAGAUAUCUCCGGCAGCUCCCUCAUCAUGCAAGGCAGUCCUUCCCCGAGAAGUUCCCCCGUGUCCACCGUGCUGCCAUCGAUCUCGUCGAAAGGAUGUUGACGUUUGACCCCAGGCAGAGGAUCACUGGUAAGCUGGAUCCCCGUAUUUCUUAUUGAUUCGUAAAUAUCUCUUCUACUUACAGAGGCUGCUUUUCGCACUCUUCAGUUCCAUAGAGCACGCAUUGUUUUGGGGAAAAAAUUAUUUAUUUUUAAUGGGCAGAAACUGGACAUACCAUUUACCCGGUUUUUUUGUUUUCUAAUUACCGAUUGCUUGGCCUGAAUUGAGAAAAAUGAGGUGGUUUUCUACAUCAAAUGAGGCUUUUUAUAUGCCCAAACCCCCGCCCAUCAAAAUAUUUUCUAUUUUUGGUGGAAAAUAGAAAAUAGAAAAUAGAAACCCACCCUGUAUUGCCGAAAAUCAUGCCCCAACCCAUCCGCUCGAUCUAUGUUUCGCUUCGUCGGCCUCUUGAUCUUGAUUUCUCCUUUUGGAAAAGCGGCUCCCAAUCUCGCCUGGUUCUUCCCCAAAUCCACUUAUUUUUCUCGAUUUCUUGCUUGCAGUCGAGGAGGCCCUGGCGCAUCCCUACCUGGCCACUCUGCACGACAUCAGCGACGAGCCGGUCUGCCCUUCCUCGUUCAGCUUUGACUUUGAGCAGCAUGCGCUGACCGAGGACCAGAUGAGGGAGCUCAUCUACUGGGAGGCCCUCGCUUUCAACCCAGAGUACCAGCAAUAA